Molecule: messenger RNA, 2484 nt
Organism: Anneissia japonica
Lineage: Eukaryota; Metazoa; Echinodermata; Crinoidea; Comatulida; Comatulidae
Product: tyrosine-protein kinase receptor Tie-1-like
Exons: 15
Coding region: 7-2484 (825 amino acids)
Molecular function (GO): protein binding
Source: RefSeq, a predicted model, not a curated record
AUUAGAAUGCAGUUUAGAACGCUGACUGUCGGCACUGGGGAAUCCGCCACUAUUAGCCUCAGUGAAGACGGCGGUUUUAACGAUUUGCGCUGGAGACAUAAUUAUGGUGAUGUAGUUCAAAUGUGGAAUGGUAACUCGUCUGUUACGAUUGAAAAUAUACGCGCUAAAGAUGACGGGGUAUAUGAAUGUUAUAGGAGUGGUAGUCCCAGUGACAACCGCGGUGUAAUGAGACUCAUUGUCAGAGAUUGUCCGCUGCCAAAAUGGAGUCCCCCUGAAUGUGAGAUUGAUUGUCCUGUGUGUUAUAACGGUGGAGUUUGUGACGACAAGACCGGUAUAUGUAUUUGCCCCGCAGGCUUCAAAGGAGAAUACUGCCAAACAUCUUGUGGAAGCAACAACUGGGGUCGUAAUUGUGAUGUUGUUUGUUCUACUGGAGUUGACGAAGGUUGUAAAGGAAAGCUUUUUUGUCCGCCUGAUCCUUUCGGAUGCACCUGUAUCAACGGAUUCGGAGGCAACAAUUGCAGUAUAGAAUGUGCUAACAAUCACUAUGGAGCAGAUUGCCGUCAAGUAUGUCAUUGCGAUUCAGGUGAAUGCGACCGAAAGACAGGGAAUUGUAUAUCCGAGUCAUCUUGUUCUAAUAAUUACACAGGACCAGCGUGCCAAGAAUUACUGCCAGGCCUGUCCUGUCCAUCUGGUUUCUUUGGUGUGUUGUGUAACUAUCCAUGUCAUUGCAAAGGCUCUGCUGAUUGUAAUCGUAAUGGAAGUUGUGACAAUGGAUGCCACGAAGCAUGGGCUGGAGAGGACUGCAGCAUAGCACUACCUUACAGCUCCAAACCGCCAACACUCUUGAAUCAAACAGCUACCACCCUAAAGAUUGCCGCCUGCAGCUGGGAUUCAGUUCAAGACUUUGGAACAGGGAAUAUUACAAGAUGUACGCUAUGGUAUAAAACAUCGCAGACAAGUACGUUCACUACAGUUAAUAAUACUGAAAAUGGUGUAUAUAUCAUCGACAAUCUUAGGCCUACACUACACAUGACUGUUGAAUUCUACACACAACACUCGAGAUUAGUUGCCGGCGUAGAAACCAAUGGACCACCUAGUAAUCAUGGAUCAGCAGAGACUAUAUGCACAAAGCCUUUAGAAGAGCCAGAAAUAGAAUCGACAACAGUUAAAGGUAAUGAGAUUAUCUUAAAAUUGAAGCCUGUAUCAAAUGCUCCCGAGCAAAUCCAAUGCGAUGAUAUACUUCGUUAUCAAGUGCGACACCAAAACAAAAAUGGAAAUGAACAUGGCAUUGUCAACACAACGGAUGGCUUACAAACAGAAGUCAACAUAGGAUUAUCACCAGGAUGUGUUUUUUAUCACGUCGACUCUAGAGUUGUUAAUAACGCAGAAAUUACUGGAGAUUGGGGAAAGCCAAUAUCGGUACAAUCAGCGCCCUCAGCGCCCUCAAUUACCAACAAUUCAGUAUUGGAAAGAACGUUUUUAUUAAUGAAAUGGAAUGCUGCUACCUGUAACAGCACCCAAUAUAAAUUGAGUUACCAUUAUCAACUAGAAGGAGUCCACCAAGGAAGUACAACAAAAACUGAAGUUCUUAUAGAUGACGGAAUUGUACCUUGUACUCAGUACACAUUUUCAGUUUUAGCAUCGUAUAUGAACAUUAGCAGCAUUACUGAUCAUAUGGAGGUCAUGUCUGGUGUUGACUAUCCUGGAAAACCAACAAUUAGUUUGUUAACAUCAACGUCUUCAUCAAUCACACUGGAAUUGACAUUAUCUAAUGAUAAUCCGUGUACAAUACUUGGAUACAAUGUGCUUGUAUAUAGUGAUUUACAGAAUUUAAAUUUCACUAUGGAUAUCACAGCGACUUCACUGACAAUUAAUGAAAAUAUAAUGCCGAAUACCAAAUACACUGUCCAGAUUGCAGCCAGAACUCAAAAAGGCUUCGGUAAUUUCUCAGAUGCUGGUUAUGUGUCUACCGAUGCAGAUAACCCUGGCAAAGGUGCUAUAGUAGGUGGUGUUAUCGGAGGUUUAUCUGUGGCAGCCGGUGCGAUUGUUUUUGUCUUGAUUUUUGUUAAACGACGCCGUAAUUCAAGCAAAGAAGUUGUUAGACAUGAUGUUGCUCAAAAACAAGUUGUUUUCGACUCAGAAAAUGAAUUGAUGCCUGCAGUUGAGGGUCAUGCUAAUGCAGUAGAUGUGAAAAGUCCGAAUGAUGAGGAUGAUGGUGCUCCUUUAACUGAAAACAUGUACGCGAACUCUGAACCUGUUUAUGGAAAUACAAACUUAGAAAAUCAGGAAUACAGACCGAUUGAAUUAGCAUUUCUGCACGAUUACGUGAAGAAACAAAACAGUAGCUUAAAAAGCGGAUUUGAAAAGGAAUUUGAGGACAUUGGCAACACGCCCCUGUAUCCCUGGACCGCUGCAAAACACGCCAAGAAUAGAACUAAAAACAGAUAUGCAAAUGUUAUUCCAUGUGAGUAUCAAUACAAAUAA